GUGUUUGAAGACAUUAGUUACUCAUGUUUUUAUAGUUUCAUUAAGCUGAAGCUUAAACCUUUCAAAGUUUCUAUCCUAUAUUUCUUUUAUUCUUUCUUUUGUGUAUGUAUAUGUGUGUACACACACAUCUAUGUUCACACUGAGGGUUGAGCCCAGGGUGCUCUACCUCUACCACUGAGCUACACUCCAGCCCUUUUUAUGUUUUGUUUUGAGAUAUAAGACCUUACUUAAUUGCCCAGGCUAUCCUAGAACUUGUGAUCCUCCUGCCUCAGCCUCCCAAGUUGCUGGGAUUACAUACUUGCACCACUGUGCCUGACUUCUAGGCCAUUUUUCUGUAUUUGGUAGGGUUCAGUUGCAGAAGCAGCUCUAGCUGGCUUGCCAGGGGCAGAUACUUAAUAUGGAGAAUUAGGUACAUUCGGCCUUUUUAAAAGGUCUGGAGGAACAGGAUGUUUGCUGGAUUUCCAAGUACAGCACUCAGCUGUGGAGUUGGUAGAGCCAGUCUGCAACAUCUGCCACUGUUAUCCGGUACUGAAAGACAGACAUCUACCAUUGGGAAAAGCUCUUUCUGUAGCAGUUGGUGGGAAAGUGGGCUGAAUGUUAGAAUAAUACAUAGGAAACAAUAUGGCAACAAAAGAAAUACAUUGCUUUGUCAGCAAAUGCUUUUGGAGUAUUCCAUAGAAACAAUUGCAGGAGAUUUGAAAAAUAAAUGAUCAGAAUAAAUCAUGGGGUGUUUGCUCUGGUAUGAUGGAAGGUGGUGUUUGUAACAGGAGUAAUCCUGUGCCUUUGCUAGAUUCUGAUGAAAUGCUUUUUUGGGGGGAUAUGGGGUGAGGCAGAGCAUGUAUAUUCUGAAGUUAUUUCUUAUGUAGCGGUUUUGUAGUAAAACUAGAACUAAGUGGUGAGGGGGAAGGCCCCUCUUUUUCACGUGUUGGGAAAUUGAACCUCCUAGAUAAGUGCUCUACCACUGAGCUACAUCUCAUGCACCAGAGCAGCUUCUUCGUAAUUAAAAAAAAAAAAAAAAAAAGGCUUCCUGGCUAAGAUAGGACUGCCGAAAAAGCAAUACAUGACACACAGGAGAGUGCCUACAGCAAUCCCAAAACCUUUACAGAGUGCUAAAUCUUUACAAUAUUUUGUAAUGAGGUGGGAGUGACUAUGAAAAUACUUGCAAGACACAGAGGUUUGCUGGUUAUCUUGUGGUGGGUUAAAAGUGUUGCCUGUUCAGAUGAAGUAUUUUUCUUUUACAUAAAGAUGAAUGGUCUAAAUUGCUAACCUUUUCUGUAAUAAGUGGCUGUCAGUAGAAAGUUACUUAGCAAAUUCAGUAUUUUUGAGAAAAAUAAACAUAUAAUUUUACCUCUCAAGGUAAAGGUGACAUUUUAACAAUGAGUAGAAAAUUGCUUUUUGAGAAAAAUUUGCUAUAAUGAAUGUUUUGAAAUAGAUGUUUAGAAUUGUCUCCACUGUGUUGUGUAUUUGCUAAGAAUAAUAUAAAUGGUCAUCUUACUGAACACUUAAACUUGGGAAUGAGUUUUUCAGCUUGUUUAAAAGCUUCCUGUUAUAACAGUAGAUUUUCGAACUUUUUUAUUAAGAAUACAGAAACAUGAUACUCUCUGGUCACCAUGUAAGAACAAGAACCUCUUGUGAGGAAGAUGUGAAUUGACUAGUUGAAUUUCAUCAAAGCCCUUGCACAAUAUGUGGAUGGGUUUGGAAACCAACUGUCCUGAGCUAACUCCUUUUAGUUUUGGCAUGAAUCAUAGGACACCACCCUACCCCGCUGGGGAUUAUUGUCUUCUGUGCAGAAGUGAACGGAAAGACCCUUCAUUCUUAGAGAGUGGAAUUAAGACUGCGAGCAAAUUGGCCCUUUCCAUGGCACCCAAGGGCAACAGCGUGCUGCACCUGCCGCUGUGGGUGUGCCCGGACUGCCGGAGAACUGUGGAGAAGGAGGAGAGGCAUGGCGGCCUUGACCAGCCGCAGGGCCAAGAUUUUCUUCUUCACUCACCACUGGGGGGCUCUCAGCCUGAGGCUGGUGGCACAGGGAGGCUGGCUCUGGGCACACAGACACUGCCCUCUACAGGGUUGGGCGCCACGCCCUCGGAGGCUGCCUGCUCCUGCGAAGCCUGCAGUGAGCGCAGAGAAAUUUCGGCAGAGAUGGAUCGGGAACCUCAACAGCUGCAGAACUACUGGUCAGAAGUGCGCUACAUGGUCCGCUGCAUCUACCGCCAGGCGGGGACACCACUGGCAGACGACCAGGACCAGUCUCUGGUACCCGACAAGGAGGGAGUGAAGGAGCUCGUGGAUAGGCUCUGUGAGCGGGACCCCUACCAGCUAUACCAACGGUUGGAGCAGCAAGCCCGGGAGUAUGUGCUAGAGAUGAAGGUCCGCCUGCUUCGGCAGUUGUCAGCCGCAGCAAAGACAAAGGCGCCAUCUGGCCUGCAGGGCCCACCUCAGGCACACCACUUCAUUUCGCUUCUCCUCGAGGAGUAUGGCGCUCUCUGCCAGGCCGCACGCUCCAUCAGCACUUUCCUCAGCACUCUGGAAAAUGAACACUUGAAAAAAUUCCAGGUGACCUGGGAACUGCAUAAUAAACACCUGUUUGAAAAUCUGGUCUUUUCGGAGCCACUUCUCCAGAGCAACUUACCAGCAUUGGUGUCACAGAUCAGGCUGGGGACCACCACACAUGACACCUGCAAUGAAGACACAUAUAGCACCUUGCUGCAGAGGUUCCAGCGCUCUGAGGAGGAGCUGCGCAGAGUCGCGGAGCAGUGGCUGGAGUGCCAGAAGAGGAUUGAUGCCUAUGUGGACGAGCAGAUGACAAUGAAAACCAAACAGCGCAUGUUAACGGAAGACUGGGAGAUAUUUAAACAAAGGCGAUUCAUUGAAGAACAGUUAACCAAUAAGAAAGCGGUUACUGGCGAGAACAACUUCACAGAUACCAUGAGGCACAUGUUGUCAUCACGACUGAGCAUGCCUGACUGCCCCAACUGCAACUACAGGAGAAGAUGUGCUUGUGAUGACUGCAGCCUCUCACACAUCCUCACUUGUGGUAUCAUGGACACCCCCGUCACUGAUGACAUCCACAUUCACCAGCUACCACUCCAAGUGGAUUCUGCUCCCGACUAUCUCUCUGAGAUGCGCCCACCUAGCGUGUCCUCAGCAAGCUCAGGGUCAGGCUCCAGCUCUCCCAUCACAGUUCAGCAACAUCCCAGACUCAUCCUCACAGACAAUGGCUCUGCACCAACUUUUUGUAGUGAUGAUGAGGACGUUGCACCGUUGUCAGCCAAGUUUGCUGAUAUUUAUCCAUUGAGUAACUAUGACGAUACCGAGGUGGUGGCCAACAUGAAUGGGAUCCACAGCGAACUGAAUGGUGGUGGGGAAAACAUGGCCCUGAAAGAUGAGUCCCCACAGGUGAGCAGCACCAGUAGUAGCUCUUCAGAAGCUGACGAUGAAGAAGUGGAUGGUGAAAGCAGUGGGGAGCCCCCAGGAGCUCCAAAGGAAGAUGGGGCCCUGGGAAACGGGAGCCCCAGGACAGAGGAAAGUAAAGUGGACACUCCACCCCCUUCUUACCCAGCCCAGCAGGCUGAACAAGCUCCGAACACUUGUGAAUGUCAUGUUUGUAAACAAGAAGCCUCUGGGCUGACAGGGUCAGCAGUGACUGCCGGAGCCCUUCCUCCUGGCCAUCAGUUCCUGAGCCCAGAGAAGCCUACACCCCCUGCACUACAUCUGUACCCCCACAUCCAUGGACAUGUGCCUCUGCACACCGUUCCACACCUGCCUCGCCCUCUCAUCCACCCGACCUUGUAUACAGCACCCCCUUUCCCACACAGUAAGGCUUUACCACCAGCACCUGUUCAGAAUCACACAAAUAAGCAUCAGGUAUUCAAUGCAUCUCUUCAAGACCAUAUUUAUCCGAGCUGUUUUGGGAAUACUCCAGAGUGGAAUAGUUCUAAAUUUAUAAGUCUUUGGGGAUCAGAAGUGAUGAAUGAUAAGAACUGGAAUCCUGGCACUUUCUUGCCAGAUACAAUUUCUGGGAGUGACAUAUUAGGGCCAGCACUCUCAGAAGCAAGCCCUGGAACCCUUCCACCUCCAUCUAGCAACGAGGCACCUGCAGUUUCGGAUAGUAAAGAGAAAAAAAGUGCUGCAAAAAAGAAAUGUUUGUACAAUUUCCAAGAUGCUUUUAUGGAAGCAAACAAAGUUGUCAUGGCCACCUCCUCCGCCACAUCCUCUGUGUCCUGCACAGCCACCACGGUGCAGUCAAGCAACAGCCAGUUCAAGGUGUCGUCCAAGAGACCCCCAUCGAUAGGUGAUGUCUUUCAUGGCCUCAACAAGGAGGACCACAGACACUCAGCACCUGCUGCCCCGAGGAACAGCCCCACAGGCCUGGCCCCGCUUCCAGCCCUCUCUCCUGCCUCGCUCUCCCCAGCCUCCACACCUCACCUUGCAAAUCUUGCAGCCCCAUCAUUCCCCAAAACUGCAACCACAGCUCCUGGGUUUGUGGACACGCGUAAGACCUUCUGCCCUGCCCCCAUGGCACCCCCGCCCACCACCACAGAUGGCUCCAUCAGCGCCCCUCCCAGUGUCUGCAGUGACCCUGACUGUGAAGGGCACCGCUGCGAGAACGGUGUCUAUGACCCACAGCAGGAUGAUGGGGACGAGAGUGCAGAGGAGGACAGCUGCUCUGAGCAUAGCUCCAGCACCUCAACAUCAACCAAUCAAAAGGAGGGCAAGUACUGUGACUGCUGCUACUGUGAGUUCUUCGGACACGGCGGGCCUCCCGCUGCUCCAACAAGUAGAAAUUAUGCAGAAAUGCGGGAAAAGCUUCGUUUGCGGCUGACCAAGAGGAAAGAAGAGCAACCUAAAAAAAUGGAUCAGAUCUCGGAACGAGAAAGUGUUGUUGACCAUCGAAGGGUAGAGGAUUUGUUACAGUUUAUAAACAGCUCAGAGACCAAGCCAGUAAGCAGUACUCGGGCAGCCAAGCGUGCGAGGCAUAAGCAGAGAAAGCUGGAGGAGAAGGCACGCCUGGAAGCUGAGGCCAGGGCACGGGAGCAUCUGCACCACCAGGAGGAGCAGAGGCGGCGGGAGGAGGAGGAGGAGGAAGAAGAGGAGGAGGAGCAUCAUUUCAAGGAAGAAUUUCAGCGGCUUCAAGAGCUUCAGAAGCUAAGAACUGUAAAGAAGAAGAAGAAGGAGAGGCCAAGUAAAGACUGUCCCAAACUGGACAUGCUUGCUAGAAACUUCCAGGCAGUGACAGAGUCUGUCCCUAACUCUGAAAAUAUUCACAAUGGCUCAGUAGAGCAAUCCGAAGAACCAGAAACCUCGUCUCUCUCCCCUUCAACACAUGUGAACCACUCAGAGCCCAGGCCAGGGCUGGGAGCGGAUGGGGAUGCUGCAGACCCUGUUGAAGCCACAGACUCCAAACUCCUCCUCCCUAGGGAGGUCAAUGGGAAGCAGCAUGAGCCAUUAGCUUUUUUCUUGGACAUGAUGCAUCACCAUAAAGAGGGAAAUGGGAAACAGAAGCUAAAGCAGACCAGUAAGGCCAGUAGCGAGCCAGCAAGGAAGCCCACAGAGCCCCCCAAAGCCACAGAGGGUCAGCCCAAGCCCCGGGCCCAGACUGAGGCAAAGGCUAAAGUGGUUGAACUCACUUCCCUCUCAGAGCAGAAAAGAGAAGAGAGAAAAGUUAAUAGUAAUAACAAUAACAAAAAGCAGCUAAACCACAUCAAGGAGGAGAAGUCAAGCCCAGCCCUCCAGGAGCCCCCAUCUCCCAGCCAACAUCAGCAGAACGGGCGGCUCAUACUGGCAGAUUCUCCCCAGCCAAAGGGCAAGAACAAGAAAAGUAAGAAGAAGAAAGGAGAGCGAGCCAGCAGUUCAAUUGAUGAUGUCUUUCUGCCUAAAGAUAUCGACCUGGACAGUGUGGAUAUGGAUGAGACCGAGAGGGAAGUGGAAUAUUUUAAAAGGCAGCUCCACAGCUUCUACACCUCAAGGGGCUCCUGGACUCGCACCCCAGGAAGCACAAGAGCAAGCUGAGCAGCAUCAUCAUCCAGCAACAGAACGGGCAGGCUCAUGGAGGAAGUUCACAGAGUGUGCUGAGUGGAAGAGGCACUAAGAAGACAUCCACCCAGGACGUUCCCAUCUCUAGAAGCUCACAAACCCUCACGAUCAAGCUGCUAUGAGAGAGGCUAAUCACACAAAUGCCAGAACAGUGACUGCACCCCUGGGAGAGGGCAGCAGGGCACUGGGGGCAGUCACUUGGGUCACGCUGCAUCCUAGUGACCUUGUGUGCCUAUUUUUUGUGCCUGGUACCGGCAUGCAGUCUAGAGUUGAUGCAGGCCUGAUGGGGAGGCAGUACAGUCUGGUCUCACCGGGCCCAGGGUCCUUGGGGAACAGCUUGGGUUUACUGCGCAGAAUUUAGAUACCCAUUGGAAGCCUUGGUGUGGCUUAGAUUAGGGUUUUUCAUUGAUUUGCUUUGAACCGGGAUGUGAUUUCUUUUUUUGAGUAUUUUAAUUGCUAUGUAGAGAACGGAAUGGCGGGGGGUGGGGGUGUCACACUAAUGGAGACGAUCUGGAAGCACUUGCCAUUUGAAGGAGACAGUAGAAGCAGAAGUAGAAGUUUCCAGAAAGUUUAGAAGUUUACAUCACAUACACAAGGCUUGACCUGCUGUGGCCAGGGAGAAGGAUUCUUGGAUUCUGAGAGAUGGCACCACCCUUCCCUAGUAGACCUCAGCUUUCCCUCUACAUGGGCAGAGACCACUGGCCAGCAACACACAGUUGGGGACACACAAAUGUCUACGGUUAAAUGAUUUAACCACAAUUUAAGCAAAUUCCAUUUGUCCAUUGAAUGAGAGACACCACCACCAUUCUCCUGUUUCACUUUCAGAUCUGCUACCUAAGUUAGAGUUGGAAUGAUGAGAACUGCAAAAUUACACAAGGGUUUUAAACAAAAGAAAAUGUUCUUUACUUCAUUUAAUACGAAGUUGGCUCUUGCUGCCUGGGAAAUGAGGCCAAGUAUAGACUUUCUCAAAAGCUGUUUAGUAUGCAAUGUUUAUGGACCAGAGCACAGUGAGCCUAGAGGCUGGCCUGAGUCUGUGCAGGGGACAUGUCCUCUGAGACAGGAGUGCAGGGUAGAGUGCUGUAACCCUGUCUCGCUGUCAUGAGUCCUCGUGACAGUGUGAAUUCCUGAGUAAGUUAAGACAGGCAGAGAUCCCAGCAUUGUCCUUAGUUUAGGUUAUGUGCCAGCCCCAGCCCCACAUGAAAAUUUUGUGACACAUGAAAAUUAUACAAAGCACAACUUUACUCUUUGUGUGAAUAGAACUUUGCUGGUGUUCAUCUGUGCUCACUUGCUGCCCACUGCUGUUGGGCUGUUGUGGAGGGUGUGCACUUGUCACGACUGCUGGCCUGUCACAGAACACAUGGGUCAACCCCGACAAUCCUUGAUAGCUGUGGCCUCAGGCUUGCCGUGGAGCCCUUCCCAGCAGUUCAUGUGGGCAAGGCUCAGGCAGAGCUGCUUCCAUCUGCCCUCCCAGCUAUGGAUAGCUGUGGCUGUCCCCUUGCCUGCCCAGCUACAAGGACUGAGAUAUGGAGCUAGCUGGUGGCUUCUUUCCUGUCCUCAUGGGGAGCUUAGGCCACACACGAGAGCCUGCAGGGCAUGUGUUAACACAGCCCGCUCCCUGCCAACCAGUGCCAGAAUUGCCACCCUGGAGUCCUGCCUCAAGACAUCUUCCAGUCCCGUCAUCCUCCCAUCAGCCCUGCCAGUCUUGUCUGAGGAGCACGGUUGCAAACCCCACUCCCACCCUGCCCAGCUGCUGCCAAACUGUCACCUGCUCCCCAGGAAGCUGUAUCUGAAGUAGUAGCCUUUGGAUUAAGGAAGUAGUGACCCUCCCAGCCCUUUGUCCUUAUCCUUGCCAUAGCCACAUCAAGAAGGACAGGGUGCUAGCCAAUGGCAGCUGUUCUUAGAUGAGCCAGUGAGCACCUUCCCGUGAGGAAGCUGAAGGAGGCCUGUAUCCCUUAACAGUGCUGCCUCUGCCUUCCCCCAUGUGGAGCCAGCUACUUUCUGAAGGAACCCUGGUUGUUCCUGGAGCAUGAGGUGGAAAACAAAAAUCACCAGAGACCACACAGGCCAUGUGGUCAGUGUCCUGAAAAUGGGGCCCCUGCCUCCCAUUCUCCAGGGCAAGGAGGGAGUCCUGGGCUUCAGAUCCCACUCCCUGACUCACACCCACCUCCAGUGAGUUUCUGGCAAGAUUGGGGCUGACAAGGUUGGCCAGGCCCCAGCCUGGGUGGGGGCUGCCUCCUUCAUCAGCCUCUUGUCUUUGCAGGUUCUGCUUGGACUCCGCUAGACAGACCCGACAGAGACUAUCCAUCAACUGGUCCAACUUUAGCUUGAAAAAAGCCACUUUUGCUGCCCACUGAACAAAGACCACAUGGAGAGGGACACGCGGGAGGAGGCCAGGCUGUGCCACCUCAAGAGCUGAGCCCCUCGCCGGCCCCCCAGAGCUGCCGUGUCCACCCAGGGCAGGGCAGGGUGGGGCGCCGCAGCCUGAGACCCAGACCGAGAACUUGCUGCUCGACCCGCGUUGUAGCUCGUGUGCGUGUAGUCUGUGAGUGAGACUUCUUUGAUUGUAGCUCUGUGCAGUCGGAUUGGAACAGUAGUUCCUGCCAGUUCCUCCCACCACCGCGGCCUCAGAGGUGUGGGCCAUGGCCAGAGAUGAGUGCAGCAUACGCGUGCUCCGUUGCCUCUGCAUCGCGCCCAUCCUGAUGUCUGUCCCGCUGGGUGUCGCCAUCCCUCAGCUCCCAUGUGCCCUGCGUCCCAUCAAGGCGGGCUGGGCGGGCAGGCCUCCGUUCUUCAUGAUCUACUGUUUCCAAGUGUACACGUUGCACUGUUUGUGUUUGAUCCCCUGACUCGUAGCCAGCUUGUGUAAGACCCCUUGCAGAAUGAGAACGUUAAAAACAAGAAAUCCACCCAGUACUCACACCAUCACGUCUGUUCUAGAGCGUGCGACCGUACUGACACGGAGGCCUGCCUGGCUACUUUUUAACAUAUUGUUAAGUAAUAUUAAAAUCAUGUCUUUCUUUUUGAAAGAUGGAAUACAUUAGUACAGCAGGA
Molecule: messenger RNA, 9081 nt
Organism: Marmota monax (woodchuck)
Lineage: Eukaryota; Metazoa; Chordata; Mammalia; Rodentia; Sciuridae
Gene: Fam193a
Product: family with sequence similarity 193 member A
Exons: 21
Coding region: 1684-6009 (1441 amino acids)
Source: RefSeq, a predicted model, not a curated record